Molecule: messenger RNA, 873 nt
Organism: Exophiala bonariae
Lineage: Eukaryota; Fungi; Ascomycota; Eurotiomycetes; Chaetothyriales; Herpotrichiellaceae
Exons: 4
Coding region: 1-873 (290 amino acids)
Biological process (GO): endoplasmic reticulum to Golgi vesicle-mediated transport
Cellular component (GO): trans-Golgi network; membrane
Source: RefSeq, a predicted model, not a curated record
AUGGCCAAUACACUGUCGGGGAAUCCUUAUGACGAUGAUCAUGCCGUGCUCGACGAUGAUUUCCUCAACGACGAGGUUGAGCCGGAUGAGCCUUCAUACAGUACAUCCGACCGGGCACCUUUAACAGGCAACAUUCAAUCGUCAUCCUCGUCUUCACAACCACCCAUCAACCAAGGUUAUCUAACGUCCCGAGUGCCAGGUGAAGAUAGAAGAGCUCCGCAGAACACGAUUGACGAAACAGUAUGGGCAACGGUCUCAAGAGAUCUAUGGGCGGUGUGGGAGAAGAUGAUGCAAGUUCUCUGGCCCAAAUACCUCCUUGGAGGGCUCUUGCAGCGACAAGGGGCAGGAACAGGAGAUGUGGAGAGUCAAGGAUUCGGCCACGAUAUUCGAGGACUGGUUGGAAGAUGGCCCGAUGCCGAUGGUAUUCUUCAAGGAGGCAUGAGUGAUGGUCUAAGAGAUUGGGAUCUGUGGGGACCUCUCAUCUUUUGUCUACUGCUCAGCAUGUUCUUAUCAUACCGAGCUCCCGAGAGCCAGACCGACCUGGUCUUCUCGGGAGUUUUCUCACUGGUAUGGAUUGGUGAAGCUGUGGUGACUCUGCAGAUCAAAUUGCUCGGCGGAAACAUAUCCUUUAUGCAAUCAGUAUCCAUUAUCGGGUACACAUUGUUCCCACUGACGAUUGCAGCCCUUCUCAGCGCUGUUGGGUUACCCAUGAUUGCCAGAAUACCAGUGUAUAUUGUCCUGGUUGCCUGGUCCCUGGCGGCUGGGGUCAGUAUACUUGGUGGCUCAGGAGUGGUGAAGAAUCGAGUGGCAUUGAGUGUGUAUCCUCUGUUUGUCUUCUAUCUCGGGCUGGGAUGCCUAUGUUUUGUCAGCUAG